AUGCGACCUGCUGGGGGCCGCUGUGCCCCAGAUCUCCCGUGCAUUUCCUUAUUGCUGUUCCUCGGCUGCUUCUGCUCAACCCUAGUUCUUGCUCACUCAGAGGUCCGGUUUGACCUCGAAAAGGCCCUCACCCAUGACUGUCCGGGAUGCUACAAUGGCGCAUGCGUAAACGGCUCCUGCGUCUGCGUACCGGGCUGGAUUGGCAAGCAGUGUGAUCAGUGUUUUGGGAGGAUUAAAAUUACCAACCAGUCCACCGAAAUCCUCGACGGCCCCAAGUCCUAUCAAUCCCUCCAAAAAUGCACUUGGAUUGUCGAGAAUGAAGCCGCCACGCUACCCACCACCUUCCGCUUCAACUCAUUUACGACAGAAUGCGGCUGGGACUUUUUGUACAUCUACAACGGCAAGGGUGUCUACCAGGAACAGCUGGCGGCGCUUUGCGGCAAGAUGGAGAAGCCGAUCGAGUUGAUGGCGCCUUCAGGGAACGCCGUGCUGUAUUUUGUGACAGAUAUGGCGGCAAAUUACCCGGGGUUCAACAUCAGCUUCGAGUUUGACAGAUGCCCCUACAACUGCAACGACCACGGCACCUGCAAGGUGGACGGUUGCCACUGUGAGGACGGCUAUUCCGGAAGCAGUUGUGAAACGGCCCACUGUGUCGCGGACGAAAACCCGGGGCCCUGCCUCAACAAGGGCUUCUGCGAUUCCGGGAAGUGCAACUGCACCAGCGGCUAUCAUGGGAUGUAUUGCCAACAACCGAUAGCGCUUCCGAUUUGGAAUCCGGUGGUUGUGACGGGGGAGACGACGGUGCAGAGGGCCUCUCACGCUUCGAUAGUCGAUGGCCUUGGCGACGACAACGACGUUAUCUGGACCGUUGGCGGCUAUGGGUUCUCUGGAGUCAAGCAGGAUAUGAUCGUCACCUUCAAUCUUUCCACCCGAGCCUGGACCCCUAUCCAACUUGCUGAUGAAGGCUCACAUCAACCCGAAAACCGAUAUGACCACACUGUAGUGAAGUACAAGAACCAACUCUACAUGUUCGGCGGGGUCAAGGAGGGCAAGGAGGUGACGAGCGAGUUAUGGGUGUUCCACAUGGCCUCCAGGACCUGGGAACUGGUGUUUCAUGGGAACAACACGAAUUUGGAAGUACCUCCAUGGGCCGUCGCUGGCCAUACCGCCCACGUCGUCAAGCAGAAGAUGUACGUCAUUUUUGGGUACAACCCACUUCUCCAACAACUCCCGCACGUCCAGGUCUACGAUUUCGAAGAAAAACAAUGGACCCAUACCGAAUAUCAGACUUACGGAAGAUUCGGGCACGCUUCGAUACUUGUUGAAGAUGUUCCGGAACCGUACAUCCUGAUCCACGGUGGGAAGCCUCUACACUCAAACAUAUCCGACGACCUGAUCCAGCUGAAGCUCACCGGGGAAAUGAAAAAACUAUCGUCAAACCCUCCGAAUCGCCUGAUGCUCCAUCGCGCGGUCUACUUCAAUAACCUGAUGAUACUCACUGGCGGAAAUAUCGCUGAUGAUUGCUUCAACGAAGAGAUGAUGAUCUAUGACAUUGCAUGUGAGAGCUGGGUGCAACCAGACCGGACCAGCUUCAAACAGCCCGAAUUGGCUCGGUAUGGCCAUACUGCUGUCGUGGCCGGGAAGGAGAAGAUCUACGUCAUCGGAGGGUUCAACGGGACCAUGCGUGCAAAUAUUAUUGAAUUCCAUGCGGCAAAGUGCCACUCAGCCAGCCGACCCGAAGAAUGCCAAAACAUCAACGGCGGCGUCAGAUGCGUUUACAUCGACUCAAAGUGCCAAAAAUACGACAACACCCGAAGUGUCAAACCCGACUUCAUCGCUGUGGUAAAAAACGAGCGACGAGCCAAUGGGGUGUACUGCCCGGAGAGCAAGCUCAAAAACGUUCCGGUGUGCGGAGAGCAAAAAGACUGCGUGGCAUGCACAUCGCAGAAUGGCUGUGGGUGGUGCCCGACGGAAAAUCAGUGCUUGCCGAGUGAUGAGUUGUGCUUGGAUACGCAGGCAAUCCUGACCACCUGGGAAAAGUGCGCAGCAGCAGUAUCCGCAGCCGGUUCCCCUCGACCCUGCGCAAUGGCUCACAACUGCUACUCGUGCAAGCUGCUCCCCCACUGCAACUGGUACAUCGACGCAGCGAGACCACAGUGUAUCACCGUAGAGGAAGAAGCAUUCCUGCUAAACGAGCGUCGUGCCAAGGAGCUGGACAACCUUACCAAGAUCGGAAGCGGUUUCCCGAAAACCCCUCACUUCUACCCGCUGCCCUUACCCCAGACGCCGAACGUCACGCUAUGUACGUUAGCCGGCCAAGCAGCUUGUGAGGAGGCAACCUCGUGCUCGGACUGUAUGGAUGAGGAGCAGAGGAAGGGGUGUAUGUGGUGUCCUUCGACUGAACGAUGUAUCAACCAAGAAGCCUACACGAUCGCCUUUGCUUACGGUCAAUGCCAAUCGUGGGUGAACGAAGCGUCGAAAUGUGGAAGAGAAUCAGCAACGUGCCAAGACCACAAGACCUGCCAGGAGUGCCAGAGUCAGCCGGGUUGCGGCUGGAUUGAUGAUGGAUCGGAGACAGGGCUUGGUGACUGUGUUCAAGGAAGCGACAAUGGGCCUCGGAAUAGCAGUAUAGAGGUGGCGGAUGGGCAGUGGUUCUUCACGGCUUGUCCAGCCUGCCAAUGCAACGGUCACGCUACUUGCGAAAAACCGGCCCGCUCCGACCAGAAGACGUUGCAGUGCAAGGCUUGCUCAAAUAACACCACUGGAGAGCAUUGCCGGUAUUGCGCUCCUGGGUUCUUCGGUGACGCCAGGAAUGGCGGAACUUGCAAGCUUUGUGAGUGCAACGGCCAAGCAGAAGACUGCGACAACGAGACUGGCGCUUGCUACUGUAUGACCAAGGGUGUCGUCGGGGAACAUUGUGACCGCUGCGAUACAAAGUACAUCGGAAACGUGACGGCAGGCGAUAUUUGCAAAUACGAGCUUGCGGUGGACUUCAUCUUCACCUUCAAGCUGAAGAACGACAACCAGGACAAGCAUGUCAACGAGAUUUUCCUGUUUUCGACGCCUUACAAGCGAGACACCGACGUCACCUUCCAAAUUCAUUGCGAGAAUGGGACCGCACAAGUGGCUCUAAAUUUAACGAGCAACAUUUUUGAUGGACAUUUGGGCUUCGGACACACGAAGCAGAUGAUGGUCCACACCACCUGUGACUCGAAGGGGCUCCGGAGAGUGUAUCUUGCGAACGACCCGGGAUAUGCUUUUGGCACUGAUGCGAACACGACGUUUUACGUCAAAGUCUCCAACUUCACCACCCCGAUCACCAUCCAAGUAUCCUUCGCCCAGUCCCCACCCAUCAACUGGGUGCUCUUCUUUGUCAUCUUCGCAGCCUGCUUCAUCGUGCUCCUCGUCGUCGCCGGUCUACUGUGGAUGAUCAAGCUCCGAAUCGAAGUCUACCGCCGCAAUCAAAACCGCAUCAACGAGAUCGAACACAUGGCAUCUCGGCCUUUUUCAUCUGUGCGGUUGGAGCUGACAAAUCCAUAUACGAAUUCGAUCGCUACCCCAAUCUCAAUCGAACCUUGCGCGGGCUACAAAGCUGGAGUCUACACGUUAGCCGUGCGGUUGCCUACAGGAGGCCGUCAAACGACUCCCAACGGCACCUCCGGUCUCGCCGUUGCUUCAGCACUAUGCAUGCUGACCCCAUCACAACUCGGGGUCCUCACCGCGCCGGAUAAUUCGGAUAACCGAAACAACCGGAAGCGUCAUUUCCGCAGCUUUAUCCCGUUCCUGCGCAACAACUCGGAGACCCAGAUG
Messenger RNA from Mesorhabditis spiculigera, 3810 nucleotides. Lineage: Eukaryota; Metazoa; Nematoda; Chromadorea; Rhabditida; Rhabditidae. The record is from the annotation of a GenBank genome assembly.